Schistocerca piceifrons (Central American locust) is the source of this 1158-nucleotide messenger RNA. Its product is annotated as potassium voltage-gated channel subfamily H member 8-like. Lineage: Eukaryota; Metazoa; Arthropoda; Insecta; Orthoptera; Acrididae. The record is from RefSeq and is a predicted model, not a curated record. The transcript is spliced from 9 exons. The coding region runs from base 1 to 1158 and encodes 385 amino acids.
AUGAUUCAUUCACACGAAGAAAAAGAUGAUGAUGCACUCAUUAACUAUUGUAUCAGUUUCAUUUUGAAAACUACAUGUGCCCACUUAAGGAAUAAUUCAACUGAUUUCAGUCCAGAGUCUUUGGAGACCUUGCUGCUGGUUCACCCCAUCAAACCAGUUAUUGCAAGAAGUAGUAGUUACACAACACCUGACCGCAUAAGUGCAUUAAACUGUCUUAUGUGGAUGUUACAUUUAGGUAUAAUUUUCCCACAAAAAAUAAAAGUUGAAACAAGAACUUGGUUCACAGACGUUGAGAAGAUUGAUUUUUACCCAGAUAGCCCAUUUCAGCGGUAUCUUAUAUGUACUUACUACAUCAGUAGUACCAUGAUGGGUAUAGGACUGGGUGACAUAGUUUCAGCAAAUAAUGUGGAACGCUAUCUCACCAUAAUUACCAUGGCAAGUGGGCAAGUCAUCAUUGUUGGCCUGUUUGUGGGAUCUUGGUCCACGGUUCUGGAGGGAAGAAAUCGUCCAUACUUUGAAUUUAGAUACCGAGUUGGACUGAUGACUCAUGAAAUGAGAAGCCGGGCUGUGCCAGAAAGACUAAAAAAUCGUGUGCUGGCAUUUUAUGAAUCUUUUUGGAAAAGAUGCCAUGCUGUUGUAAAUUCAGCUCUCUUUCAGAGGUUACCACUGGCCAUGAUAAGAGAAGUUAAUCUAGAUAUCUACUGGAAAGCCACAAACAGUCUGAGUCUGUUGCAAGAUUUACACAUAAGUGAAAAAAGAGAAAUUUCUUCUGUGAUGACAACACAGCACUUCAUGCCUGGUGAUUUUAUUUCACGCGAGGGUGAUUUGACGCACUCAAUGUUAUACAUUGCUGAAGGUGUUGUCCAGGUGUAUGUGAAAGGGAUUGAUUAUCCAGCUGCCAGCUUGUCUGCUGGAUCUUGUAUUGGUGGUGGUGUUGGCCUCUUCCUUGGUGGCCGUAGAUCAACAUCAUUACGAGCUCUGACAUGUUGUAGUCUACAUGUUCUUUCUCGCUCGGACUUCUUCCGUGUUGCUUCAAAAUUUCCAAUAAUUGCACAGAAGAUGAGACGAAAAUUUGAGAUAGUGUUUGUUUACAAAGACAAAAUCAUAAUUAAGAGAUCCAUAGUUUUGUCUUAUAUGCAGUCAGCAGAACGCAUAUAG